This is a messenger RNA of Ylistrum balloti, 1275 nucleotides long. Its product is annotated as beta-1,3-galactosyltransferase brn-like. Gene Ontology annotation, molecular function: UDP-glycosyltransferase activity; hexosyltransferase activity. NCBI's taxonomy places the organism in Eukaryota, Metazoa, Mollusca, Bivalvia, Pectinida, Pectinidae. Gene Ontology annotation, cellular component: membrane. The coding region runs from base 1 to 1275 and encodes 424 amino acids. The transcript has a single exon. The record is from RefSeq and is a predicted model, not a curated record.
AUGAGUCGACGGCCUGUAGCCAGAAGAAUGUACUCCCGUUUCCGCUCGGCUAAGUUUAUUUUCUUUAUGUCUUUAUGUAAUGCAUUGGUGAUGCUCAUGAACAUCGUGUAUAUGUAUAACAGAGGGGAGGUAAUCCAAACCAAACAGGAAAUAAUUCGUGAAGUUAUAAGAACAGUGCCAUGUGAAGAAGAUACAGAAAAGGAACACAAAGCAAAAGUGCGCGUGAAAUAUUUUGGAGAAGAAAAACAACGACACGAAGAAGAGGAAACAGAACGCGAACUCCCACUUUGUACGAAUAAAACGGAACAAGACGUCGAAUGUGAAAUAUCCUUCUCUGAGUUUAAUUAUCCAUUGGAGAUAAAUAUGACUAAAUUAGUGUCUGACUACAAACGUCAGGGAUAUGUAAAUGAGGUAAUCAUCAACAAAUACACUCAUAUCGAGACAAUCGUUCCAGCCAAAUCUUGCAUGUACGGAGACAAGAAGGAGUCACAAAAAAACGUGUUUAUGAUAUAUCUAAUCAAGAGCACACCUACCAACUACGCUAGGCGCAAUGCUAUCCGAAAGUCUUGGGCCGACGAAAACAAGUUUCCGAAUAUCCGGCUAGUGUUUCUAAUGGGAAUUCCGGAAAGGUCAGCUCUAAAUGAUAUGGUUUUAGCUGAGAGUAAAGAGUUCAGUGACAUUCUGCAGUUAGAUUUUAUAGACACGUAUUACAAUUUAACAUUAAAAGCUAUCGGUGGAAUAAGAUGGACGGCGAAGAAUUGCCCUGGAGCCAAAUUUGCAGUGAUGGGGGACGAUGACUAUUACGUGGCAACGGAUUUCAUGUUAUCUUUACUGGAACAUAUUCAUAGUUUUCAACCCGCAGGGGUAUACAUGGGUGGACUGAUACAUAGUGCUAAACCUCAGCGAGAUCGGUCUGCCAAGUGGUAUAUCUCUCCCGCGGAUUAUCCUUUUAACAAGUAUCCUCCAGUUAUCCGAGGAGGAACUCUCGUUAUGUCGAUGGACUUUGUUAUUGACAUGAACAUCGUGAUACCUUACACAAAACCCAUUCGAUUCGACGACGUGUAUUUCGGCAUUGUAGCCUAUAAACUCGGGAUAAAGCCUAUGACCGAAGACAGGUUUGCCAUCCGGAAAGUGAGGUAUUCUGAUGAUGAGUUCCGAACGGUUCUUAGUUCCCACGGUUACAAGCGUCCGUUUGAACUCAAACAUGCGUGGCGAUGUCACGAAAUAAUGCAGGAAUUGGCGCGAGAAAACUCGACUAAGAAAACAUGUUGGUGA